UUAAUACUACACAGCUUACCGGUAGCGAAAAAAGUAAUAGCUCAUACAAAACUACUUGACCUCGUCAGCGAGAAUUAUAACCGCUUCAACUCCAAAGUCAUGGUUGUUUCCACCACUCUCCUCCACCUUCAUUCUUGAUCCAAUCUACCUCAACCUUCACUCCUCAACCCUAAAAACUCUCUGAAUUCCCUCUCUCUCUCGUUUCAUUCCCAUCCAUGUUUUCUCCAUUUUUGAUUUUUCUCGGUUCGUUCUUUGCGUAGUUGACUCCGCAUUCUGUUCUGUUAGAAACUGGUUUUACCUGAUCGAGGAUGAGAGGUCCCACUCCAAGUGCCGUUGAGCCACGUCACCGACUGUCAACAUCGUUCAGUGAGGAUACUAACAAAAGAAGGUCUCAAAGAAAUAAGGAUUUUAAAGAUGUUGAGAAAGCAUCGCAUGUUUCCUUCCAAGAUAGGGCGAUAAAUUGCAAGCCGAAUUGGAAAUUUGUUCUGGUCAUUAUUAUAUUGGGAACCUUGCUUACAAUUUUCCAUCCUCCAGCUGUUUAUAAUACUGAUCAUAUAUCAAACUCUCUUUCACGGUCAAAAUUUGUAAACAACAGGAAUGGAGAGUUCGGCGGAACUGAUCCCCGUUAUGUAUCACAUCUAAAUAUAGACUGGAACCAAAUAACUAAUGUUCUUGAAAAUUUGAAGGAUAAGGAGACAUAUCAGGGUGUUGGCUUACUAAACUUCAACGGCAGUGAGAUUGACCACUGGAAGCAGCUGGUACCAGAAACCGAGCAUGUAGUCCUUCACCUGAACUAUGCUUCAAAUAACAUCACUUGGGAAGACUUGUAUCCAGAAUGGAUAGAUGAAGAAGAAGAAUACGAGUUUCCUACUUGUCCAUCACUACCUAGGAUUCAGGUACCAGGAAAACCACGGCUUGAUCUUAUUGCUGUUAAGCUUCCAUGCGACAAGUCAGGGCGCUGGUCAAGAGAUGUAGCUCGUUUGCAUUUGCAGAUUGAAGCAGCGAGACUUGCUGCCACUUCCAAAGGGCUUCGUCCAGUUCAUGUGCUUUUUGUGACUGAUUGUUUCCCUGCUCCAAAUCUCUUCACUUGCAAGGAUAUUAUACAGCGAGAAGGGAAUAUCUGGCUUUAUGAACCCGACCUGCAUAAACUCAGAGAGAAGCUGCAGUUACCAAUUGGUUCAUGUGAACUAUCAGUUCCAUUCAAGGCUAAAGAAAAUUUUCACUCUGAAAGGGCGCACCGAGAAGCUUAUGCAACAAUCCUGCACUCUGCACAUAUAUAUGUUUGUGGAGCUAUUACUGCAGCUCAAAGUAUUCGAAUGUCUGGUUCAACACGUGAUCUCGUGAUUCUUGUUGAUGAAACAAUCACUGAUUAUCAUAGGGGUGGUUUGGAGGAAGCUGGAUGGAAGAUUCAUACUAUUAAAAGAAUCAGGAAUCCGAAAGCAGAACCAGAGGCAUAUAAUGAGUGGAACUACAGCAAAUUUCGUCUCUGGCAGUUAACUGAUUACGACAAAAUCAUUUUCAUUGAUGCCGACCUUCUUAUACUCAGAAAUAUUGAUUUCCUUUUUGAGAUGCCUGAAAUAUCAGCCAUAGGAAACAAUGCUACACUGUUCAACUCAGGCGUAAUGGUGGUUGAACCGUCGAAUUGUACAUUUCAAUUACUUAUGGAUCACAUUAAUGAGAUUGUGUCCUACAACGGCGGGGACCAGGGUUAUCUUAAUGAAAUUUUCACAUGGUGGCAUCGGAUUCCGAAACACAUGAACUUCUUGAAGCACAUCUGGGAAGGCGACGAAGAAGAGAAAAAGGCGACAAAAACCCGUCUCUUUGGAGCUGAUCCACCAAUCCUCUAUGUCAUCCACUAUCUAGGUAAUAAACCAUGGCUUUGUUUCCGAGACUACGACUGCAACUGGAACGUGGACAUUCUGCAGGAGUUUGCUAGCAAUGUAGCUCAUGCGAGGUGGUGGAAGCUUCAUAAUGCAAUGCCAGAAAACUUGCAGAAGUUCUGUUUGCUUAGGUCAAAGCAGAAGGCGGCGUUGGAGUGGGAUCGUAGACAAGCCGAGAAAGGUAACUACAGCGAUGGUCACUGGAAAAUCAAGAUUAAAGACCCGCGAUUGAAAACGUGCUUCGAGGAUUUCUGCUUCUGGGAGAGUAUGUUAUGGCAUUGGGGUGAAAAGAAUUGGACAGAUAAUUCUACUGUGAACAAUUUGCCACCUGCUGUCAAAACCAAAUCUCUAUCUUCUUUAUGAGCUUACUCUCUCUUAAUACUUCGAAUAUAAUGUUUGCACAGUGUGAUUUGAUUUCUUUCUAUAGUCUUAUACUGUAAACAAAAUAUUAUUGCUAUAUUACACUUGGGUCAAUAUUAUGAUGCAGCUAGUCAUUAUUCUUUUUGAGAUUUAUAAAGUACAGUCAUCUGCAAAUGAAUACACUUUUUGUUUUUAA
Molecule: messenger RNA, 2436 nt
Organism: Lathyrus oleraceus (garden pea)
Lineage: Eukaryota; Viridiplantae; Streptophyta; Magnoliopsida; Fabales; Fabaceae
Product: putative UDP-glucuronate:xylan alpha-glucuronosyltransferase 3
Exons: 4
Coding region: 309-2243 (644 amino acids)
Molecular function (GO): glycosyltransferase activity
Source: RefSeq, a predicted model, not a curated record